UCUCCCACCAGAGCAGUGGCUGAGCUACGCUACGGGGUUGUCUUGACGAACCCCCCCGGACUUUCGGAACCGAAAUCGUCGGGAUUAGUGAACUGCGACCGCCGGAUACGACGGGAGUAAAGCCUUUCUCUCGAUGCACCAGUAUCCCCCAAAUGUCGGUCAGACGGCUCUGUGCCAUAUACAGAAGAAAAUCUUGUAAACACACACCUGUCGGCACACCCUGAGGAAUGCUGUGUUGAAACGAACGCCUAUGCAGGUGGAUCCCUCGCCAAUGAGUGUGGGGGAUGGAGGCACAGUGAGCAGAGAGAGCAGUGCCCCUGCCCAGGCCUCUGAGAGCAUGGUGGGGAAUCCACAGCAGACACUGCCUCCUGAACUCAGAGGAGACGUUCCUCACACUCAGCAGAACAAGCUGAGGACAUCCACAGGCUGCAAAACGCCUGGUGUCUGCUCAGAGGCCAGCAAGGCUAGCAAGGCCAGCAAUUCAAACCAUUGUCCUGAAGUCCCUCCCUCCCAACCUUGCAACAAUGCCCCUGUGUUCAGCACUGAUCCUUUGAGCACGCCGUUGCCCGAUAGGACAGAGGUUCCCAAAGCCAAGGCUGAUGGUGCUGGCAUCUACCCCACUCACCACUGGCCUUGUGGUAUAAAAGUUGGUGCAGAGGACUCUGUGAACUCUGUUCAUGGUGGCAUCAACCCAAAUAAGAAAACUCCUCAUAGCCCUGGCCACACCCAGCCUGUGAUCAGCCUUCCCCCAGGAUUCCAGUGCUCAACACUUUUUAAGACAGGGCAACCUGUUGCUUUCCUGCCCUCCCCUAACUUUUCUUCCCCUCUUUGUAAGAUCACCUUGCCUCCAGGAUUGGGCCAGAUUGCCGCCCUGAGAGAAGCCACAGCUAGUCAGUUUCAAAAGGACUGUCCAGCGCCGAGUUCUGGCGCAAGCAUGACGCCAAGGCUCAAAACGUACCCAUAUCACUUUUCUGUGGGUAGAGGCCUUGCUCCUGAGAAGAAACCUCUGUCACCGGCAUCAAAAGGCAGAAGUGACUCUGUGUCUAAUGCUAAGGGCUGCAAAAAUGUAGGAGAGCACAAAUCCGUAGUGUCGUCUUCUGCUAGCCCAGCUAUUGCUCUCCCAGUACAACAGCCCUCACAAAGCUCAGCCCCACCAACUCGUUACACCAUCUCUCCCACCGCUGCCAUCUGCUGUAGCUCAGCACUAGCCAACAUUAGCACUCAGAGCAGGUUGCUUAGCCUUGUAGAAAAAUGCCCACAGUACAGAGGGGUUGAAAAGUCCAUGGCAUUUUUGAAACCGAAGCCUUCAUCAUCUACUGAGGAGCACAAUGCUUCCUGUUCCCCAGAGGCAAGGGAUGUACCCCUUGAUUUGUCUUCAAAAUCAAAACGUCAAAAAAGCAUCAAAGAUGCUCAGAAUAGCCCAACUUCUGCCACUGAGCACCGCUCCAUCGAGCCUCAUCAGAAGAACAUUCAUGCCUCCAAAAGGCCUCAGACUGCCACUUUUGGUACUGCCACAAACUACACACUUUUACCAGACACCCAACGAAAUGGCGCACCUCAAAGAUCUUCCUCAAAACUCAGCAAUCACCACAGUGUAGAACCAAGUGCAUCAUGGGGCAAAGUCUCAUCACAAGGUUCAUUAAACAAUCUGCCAGGUACAUAUGUAGGCGUGGCAAGCCCUAUACUAGCAUCUACCCUACGUAGCAAAGAUGGCAAAAGUGCUGCUUUUGUGGAAGAUCUUCAGACAUUUGCUAAACAGGAGACUAUUUCCAUUAUUGAUCAAGGAGAGCAGUUGGCUUCUAGGGGUAAGAAGGCACCACCAGGCACAGUUAAAGCCCAGCAAAAUAAAGGCAUCAAGCAUUCUGCUAGUACUUCUUUACUUGGUCCACAGGAGCUUUUAUCCACACCGCUACACAUUACAGCAAACUCACAAUCACCUAGAAAGUCUUUGGGUGGAAAAGCAGGGUAUGCACCUUCAGUUAUUAAUUCAUCAUGGCCACAGCCUAGUGUUCUUUCCCAGGAGACAUCAGUGCUGAAACCACCAAGUCAGACACAAGGUCUAUCUAAAGUCAAAGGCAGCAUAAAUUGUGAGACCCCCCUGUUUCAUAGCUCUGAAAUAAGUCCUACUAAAGUAGAGGAUGAAAAAUGGGAGAAAACCAAGUCCCCUUUGUCCAACCUGGAGUCAAUAGUCAAGCAGAAAGCUCUUGAGACCACUGCACUCACUGGUGAAAACUACUGUAAUCUGUCUGCUGUGGGGUCCAGGAAGUCUGAAGUGGCAAGCUUGCUCAACAGGUGUCAGAACCCUCCAUUACUGCAGAGUGUGGCCACCAGCUUUAUGCCAUCCAGAACCUCAGAACAGCAGGACUCCAGACCAGACAGAACCUCCCCACCUAAAGAUGUCACACUACCAGUUAACACACAGGAGGCCACAACUGUUACUGUGUCCAAAGAAAAGAAACAUGACAAACAGACAAAGCAGUUUGAAAAUUUGACAGGUGAUGCAGGCCAGAGAUCAAAGCUCAGCACCCCCAAGAAAAAAUGUGCUUCCAGUAUUGUUAAAACUGGCAGAAAAGAGAAUAAACUGGCCCGAGACCUUGAGGAGGACAUAACAAAAAAAGAGUUUAUAGCACAGGUGGAGCCCUCUGCUAAUUCUAAGCUGGAUGGGAUGGCUUUAUCUGUUCUUCAGACUCCGGCUAUAACAGAAACAGAAGCAGAGAAGAAAACAAAUGGUGCCAAAGAGGAUAGCCCUUCCAAAGGAAAAAUACCAGUCACCAAACAAAAGAAAGCAAGAAAGCACACUAAGGAUAAGACGGCUCCUGUGACACCGAAGAAGACUGCAACACUAAUAAAAAAACAGCAGGAGAAGGAGAGUGCCACAAUCAUGCAAGGCCCUACCUCUAAAAAAAAGAAAGAUGUGCUACCUGCUGUGGAGAAAAGUCCACUGAAGGAACGGGCCCCUGAAGUAGGGAGCAAGAUUCGCAAAGGGAAGAGCAGUCCUGUUAAAAUGGAGCGUGCUGCCACAAACAAAACUGGUUGCGAGAGCAGCCCAAUCAGCAGUACCCAGGGUUAUGAAAACCCUGGCUCUCUCAGCAGCCCUGGACGACCUAGCAAAGAGCCUGAGUCUCAGGAGGAGGUCUCUCCGCGACUGAGACGAGCUCGUCGACGCACAGAUGAGGCUUUGCUGAGAGACUGGAGUUUUGCUUCUCCGCCUACACCUCCUCCUCCAGAUCCCCCCUCUUCCCCACCACCACCAAGUCACACUCCAGCAGCCCCAAUCCGUCGGCCGCGGGGAAGGCCUCGGCUCAAUCCCCGGCGUGAGGAGGGCAGUGCAGAUAAGGCCAAGGGAGCAGAUGGAGGAGACACAGCAUCAAUGAAAAAAAGAAAGCGCUGUAGGAACCGUAAAUACCAGAAUGGGGAGUACAUCACAGAGAAGGACAAGGUGGUAGAAGGGGAGAAAGACGAGAGGCUAGGUGCUGAAGAAGAUGAGAAUACAGAUGAGAAGACAAGUGCUUACCCCCGUCUCAGUGCCACUUUGACAAGUGGAACACCCAGUCCCGACCUCAGCCCCAGGAGGUCCCUGUUCACCCGCUCAGGGACCAUGCGACGCCAAGAGAGCCCCACCUCCCCAGAAUUAAAUGACAAACCUCCAGGAAAGAGGAAGUUCAAGAGCAAGCACUUGUGUGAUACUGAGGAGCAAAAAAAGCUUAAGACCAAAAGAGGGCUACUUGGGAAGCGCUCUUCUUCCCUUUCCGCAGAUGAGGACAGCCCUGUCAUCAAGAAGUCUACUCCUUUUGCUGGACCGAAGGGCUCCUCAUCUCCUGUGCCUAAAAAGAAGGGGCCUGGGAGGGGUGGGACUCUUGAUUCCACCCCGAGCCGUCCAGUACCCCCAGAGGUCCGGCGACUGAUUGUGAACAAAAAUGCUGGAGAGACACUGUUGCAAAGAGCUGCUAGACUGGGAUACCAGGAAGUGGUGUUGUAUUGCCUGGAGAAGGAUGUACGGGAGGUGAACCGUCGGGACAAUGCCGGCUACACGGCGCUGCAUGAGGCAUGCGCUCGUGGCUGGACGCACAUUGUGCAGGUGCUACUGAAGCAUGGGGCGGAUGUCAACUGCAGUGCCCAGGAUGGGACACGCCCUAUUCAUGAUGCAGUGGCAGCUGAUAACCUGGCGGCAGUGUGGAUGCUGUUGAACCAUGGGGCAGAUCCGACAUUAGCCACCUACUCUGGACAGACAGCUGUUAAACUGGCCCAAAGCCCUAGCAUGAAAGCAUUCCUUAAAGAGUACUUCACUGACCUGGAGGGACGCACUGAUCAGGAUCCAAAUCUACAGUGGGAUUUCUAUAGCAGCUCUGUGUUUGAGACCGAUCAGGAGGCCUGCUGGGAUUUUCUGCUGUCUCAGCCCGAAGAGGAAGAUGGGGAGGAAUGUAGAGAGCUAGGGAAGGACAGGGAUUCAGAUGUGGACUGCCUUCUGUUCGAGUUCUCCUCUGAGCCCCUUUUACCGUGUUACCAUGUUCAAGUAUCACUAACACAGGGAGUUGCCAUGGAGAGACAGAAUUUACAACCUGCUGCAAAGUGCCAUGCUUUCAGAAAUUAACAGAGCAAAUUAAAUGUCUGCAAUGUUGAACGGUUUUAAAAUGGAAACUUGUCUUCAGCUCCAGAGUUUCUGCUGUGUUUAAUGUUGCUGCAUUUCAUCUAAACAUGUAAGAUAUGAGAGUGGCUGUUGCGCACACACACACUCACACAUACUGUUUUGUGACUUUUUGAAACAAUAUGGUAAUACACUACGGCAGUGUUUUUUUACAACCAGUUAGAAAUGAAACUAUAGCGGAAAUGUUCUCCUUUACUGACCCCUUAUGGGUUUAAACUAGCCUUGCAGAAGCAGUACAGUUAAGUGGUGGAAGUGAUGGCUACUGUGCCAUGUUAGAGCAAUGUGAAAUUCAUGACACAAUAAAAUGGUUAUUUCACGCUAGUCCAGUAUAGGGCUGAACAAUUCAAUAAUUAAUUAAUAUUGAAAAUACAGUUUUCAAAUCACAAGAACUGCAGUUUUAAUUACAUGCUACAUUAUUCAACAAUGAUUUUACUGUUUUAAAUGGGUAUAUUUUACCUAAUUACACAGAGCUUGUGAACUGCCUAAAGACUUUGUUGGAAAGAGUCAAAACCGAUUGCUGAUGAAGGGCUAGAGGACAGAUGAGCUGAUAGUCAGCCACAUUGAGAAGAAAUCAUGCACCAUGCAGUCUCGAAGCAUAUAUCACAUACAAUCUGUUGCGUGAAAUAGUCAUGAAUGCAUGCUAUAUUUGAGUGUGUGCAUUGUUGUGUGGUGGAAAUGGUAUUUUUAUAUGUUAUAUU
Molecule: messenger RNA, 5343 nt
Organism: Pygocentrus nattereri (red-bellied piranha)
Lineage: Eukaryota; Metazoa; Chordata; Actinopteri; Characiformes; Serrasalmidae
Gene: bcorl1
Product: BCL6 corepressor-like 1
Exons: 12
Coding region: 251-4591 (1446 amino acids)
Biological process (GO): negative regulation of transcription by RNA polymerase II
Cellular component (GO): nucleus
Molecular function (GO): transcription corepressor activity; protein binding
Source: RefSeq, a predicted model, not a curated record